Molecule: messenger RNA, 4312 nt
Organism: Xiphophorus hellerii (green swordtail)
Lineage: Eukaryota; Metazoa; Chordata; Actinopteri; Cyprinodontiformes; Poeciliidae
Gene: atg16l1
Product: ATG16 autophagy related 16-like 1 (S. cerevisiae)
Exons: 20
Coding region: 191-2002 (603 amino acids)
Biological process (GO): autophagosome assembly
Cellular component (GO): Atg12-Atg5-Atg16 complex; phagophore assembly site membrane; autophagosome membrane
Molecular function (GO): protein binding; protein-membrane adaptor activity
Source: RefSeq, a predicted model, not a curated record
CAUCACGCCGCGCCUCUUCCGGAAGUCUCGAUCGGAGCCAAAAUGGCGCAGCAGCGGCAGCUGUUGGUUUUGGUUUUGGUUCGGGAAAUAAACGUUAAACGACUAGUACCGUGAUCGGACCGCAGUGACGUGACCGGGGAGAUCACAGGGACCACCGCCUCGCGCCAGGACGCGCGUGCACGCCGUGGUGAUGGCGGAGCGGCGGGCCGACUGGAAGAGACACAUCUCAGACCAGCUGAAGCUCAGGGACAGAGUUCAGAGACACACCUUCGAGGAGAUCGUCCAGCAGUACAAUCGUCUCUUGGAGAAGUCUGACCUGCAGGCCGUCCUCACUGAGAGAUACCAGACAGAGAAGUAUGAUGUCCAGAGAGGACAUGAGGCCAGCUCCCUCGACUCAUCCCGCAGCGACUCCCUGCACCAGGAAAUGUCCCAGAUGAGAAUUCGCCACCAGGAGGAGCUGACUGAGCUGCACAAGAAACGAGGCGAGCUGGCUCAGACUGUGAUCGAACUCAACAACCAAAUCCAGCAGAAGGAUCGAGAGAUCCAGAGCAACGAGGCCAGGAUGUUGGAAUACCAGCAGCAGAUCGCCAGCCUGGAGGGAGACUGUCGGGAUCUGAGGAGCAACCUGCAGGAGCUGGAAAUGGCCAAUCAGACGCUGAAGGACGAGUACGACGCGCUGCAGAUCACCUUCUCUGCCCUGGAGGAGAAGCUGAGGAAGACGUCGGAGGACAACCAGGAGCUGGUGUCCCGCUGGAUGGCCGAGAAGGCUCUGGAGGCCAACCGGCUCAACGCCGAGAACGAGAAGGACACCAGGCGCAGACAGGCCAAACUGCAGAAGGACCUGGCGGACGCUGCCAAGGAGCCGCUGCCCAUCGAACAGGACGACGACAUCGAGGUGCUGGCUGAGGACGGAGGGAAGGGAGCCGGAGAAACGUCACCAAACCGACCAAUCGGCAGGACGCUGAGCAGGAAAACGUCCCAGCAGCCUCAGGGCGGGCUCCUGGACUCCAUCUCCAACAUCUUUGGCAGGCGUCGGUCGGCGAACUCCUUCGGCACGUCUCCAGAAACCAGCGAGACGCCGUCGGGAGGCUGUGCGGAGGUCCGGGUGCCGACCACGGCGCUGCACGUCUUUGAAGCUCACGACGGAGAGGUGAACACCGUCCGGUUCAGCCCCGGCUCCCGUCUCCUAGCAACCGGUGGGAUGGACCGCAGGGUGAAGCUGUGGGAGGUGGUCUCAGGUCGCUGUGAGGCUAAAGGAGCUCUGACCGGCAGCAACGCAGGAAUCACCAGCAUCGAGUUCGACAGCUCUGGUUCCUACCUGCUCGCUGCGUCCAACGACUUCGCCAGUCGAAUCUGGACUAUGGACGACUACAGACUGAGGCACACCUUGACGGGUCACAGCGGGAAGGUUCUGUCUGCUCGAUUCCUAUUGGACAACGCCCGCAUCGUGUCUGGGAGCUACGACCGAACGCUCAAACUGUGGGACCUGCGCAGCAAAGUCUGUAUGAAGACGGUUUUCGCCGGCUCCAGCUGUAACGACAUCGUUUGCACGGAGCAGUGCGUCAUGAGCGGACACUUCGAUAAGAAGGUCCGGUUCUGGGACAUCAGGGCGGAGAGCAUUGUGCGGGAGAUGGAGCUGCUGGGCCGGGUGACGUCUCUGGACCUGAACCACGACCGCAGCGAGCUGCUGACCUGCUCCAGAGACGACGUGCUGAAGAUCAUCGACCUGCGCAGCAACGCCAUCCGGCAGACCUUCAGUGCUCAGGGGUUCAAAUGUGGAGCCGACUGGACCAGAGUCACCUUCAGUCCUGACGGCAGCUACGUGGCCGGCGGGUCAGCAGAUGGCGCUCUCUACGUCUGGAACGUCCUGACGGGGAAACUGGACCGGACUCUGGACCGAAACCACAGCUCGGCCAUCAACUCUGUGUCCUGGUCGCCGUCGGGAACAUACGUCGCCAGCGUGGAGAAGGGCAGCAGAGCCAUCCUGUGGUCUGACAUGUGAUUGGCCGGAGCCCAGGAAGGGGGCGGAGCCAACACGGCUGGGCGCUGCUGGACUCCUGAUGAAGCUGCUGAGGAGCUUUUAAUGCUCAGUCAUUUUAACUGUGACAGAAGAAGAAGAGCUGGCUCUCAGCGCCACCUGCUGGUUGACGGUUGAAUGGACAGCUGAUGAAGGCUGAGGAAGAGGAGGAGACGGGUUGGUUUGAAACAGGAAGUUCUUCGCACUAAACAGAUGAAGAUUAAAGACUCUGAGAGUGAAUGUUGGUCUGUUUGAUACACACACACACACUGCUGCUGAAGUGCCUCUGAGCGUUCCCGGAGCGAUACUGGGAAAGCUGCCGGUUCCUUCAGAAGCAGCCGCUGACAUGUUACCAUGGAAACGGCCUGAUCAGUUUUCAGAUCCAUAAACACUAAUCGGUCUGUAGUUUUUCUGCUUGUUUCUGUUCAUGUUUUCAGUUGGCUGGGAGACAUUAAACCCGAACCGCCUGAAAACGAGCUGCUCACGCUGCGUUCACUGACCACUGGGAAAAAUAAACGAUGUUUCCAGCUCACUGCUUUAGCUCUGCAGACACAAACCUUAAGGUUUUCAGGCUCUGGCGCUCACUGCUCAAGUUGUUCUGAUUCUCACACAGUAGACCAAUCCUCAGGUCUUCUGCUGGAUCCCGACGGGUCGGGCUGACGGUCCAGGAACCCGGCGCCGGCUCUGGGAGCCUCACUGCAUGGCCGCCAUAUUGGGUGGGCUUCUGAUUGGUUGGUUGAAAAGUCAUGAAGCCUCUGUAUGGUUUCAGUUAUUUUCAACACAUUGGAGUUUUUGUGAAAAAUGAAGAUAAAUUGAAGCUGAGAUGGAGGAGAUUCCUGCUCACCUCGGUUCUUAUCGAUGUUUCAGACGGCAGAAGUGUAGUUUUUUCUUUAUUAAUAAAAUAUAUGUGCAGAAUUAUUCAACAGCUAAAUUAUUCAACAGCUAAAUGAAUAACACAUUUUCUCAUCACUGUUUUUGUUUUAAAUUAUGAUUACAAACAACUCAAAACUUUCCACUGAACAUUUCUGAGAUCGGUGGCAUAAGGAGCCGCCGGACUGUAAGUUCAAACUGCAGAACCGCGGUCGGGUCAGAACAUGAACACGACUCUAACAUCUGAAUCUCUGUAGUGGAUUCAGUUUGAUCCUUUAUAGUGAGAAAUCUGAGUCUUCAUUGUCAUGUUGCUGUAAAUAAACCAACCGUUUGCUGAAGCUUUCAGAGCUAAAUGAGUCCAAUAGAAUCGAAGCUACGAUGAAGUUAAUCUAAAACUGCAUUUAAACUGCGGUGGGUUUUUAAAAAGGUUAAACUUCUUGAGGUCAUGAUGAAUCGUUCACAUCACAGUGCCACUCAGAAACAAAGCUGUUGUCUGCAGAAAGAGGGCUCACUCCUAAACUAUUCCUGUGAUCUCUGACGUUCUCCACAUGUCUGACUGCUGUCGUCCACCAGCUGCUCCUGGUGACCAGAUGUUCUGUCCAACCUGGUUCUGGUGUCUGACCCGGCUGUUCCAGAACUUUAAUCAGCCUUCCUGUUGUUAGGAUCUAUGCUUGGACUCGCUGCGAUGCUGAUGGAGCUUCACUAAACUAGCAAACUGCUUAUUUUAUUAUAACUUCAUUUUACCUGGACAUCCAUUGAGAUAAAAUCUAUUCUUUGAGGGAGACUCCGCUUGACCUGAGAUACUUAAUUAUAUUUUUGUGCUUAAAAAGUCGCUUCGGUUUCAUUAAUAUAGUUUUAUAAAAUAUCCAUUUGAAAUAUAAAGUAUGGACGAUGGUGGAGUUGGAGCAGGGUGCCAAUCAUUUCUCAGAUGUAAUCAUGAAAAUGAAUCAUGACCAUCUUCCAUCAUAUUGUCACAUUUUAGUUUUAUUUCAACAUUGAUUAUAGAGUUUACAGGUUGUCCUUGAAUGCAUCAUGAUGCCAUUUUGGCCACAUCUAGCUCUGUAGAUCUGUAGCAUCUUUCACAUAAUGUCCUGAAGCCCGGUUCUAGAGAGGCGAAUGGUUCUGCUUUGGUUCAGUCCAGAUAAGAGCUGAAGGUGUGUGUGUGAGUGUGUGUGUGUGUGUGUCUGAGUUUAGCUGCUGUCAGCACUCAGACUGCUGACUCUGUCUCAGCUGAUCAGCUCAGCACAGACUCGUCCUGAUCACGCAUGUCGACAUGUUAUAAACAUGAUCCUGCUCUGAUCGUACCGGAAGCUCAUGGAACUGGUUCUGGUUCUGAUCCGACAUGGACUCAUACUAAUGGUUGAAUGAAGCAGAAACAUGAAGCUCAGACCAGCUAAGGCUCCAAAUAAAGAGAAUUAUCUCUAA